AUGGCCUUUCCGAAGGCUGCACGAUUCGUACCAGAGCAGGUGCUGCAGGUCCCUGGACCAGGGGCGUACCUGGUACCGAGGCUGCUUGAUGCAGUUGAUGCAAUGAGACCUCGCAUCAGGAAGGCAAGGCGGAAAAGCACAAAGCAGGACUGCGUGACCCAUGUAACCCAGUCCCUGCUUGGACGUCCGCCCAUGACAAUGCCAGCAGACAAAGAGUUUGAGGAGGGUAAGGAAGAAACAGAAGCCGAGAUACCGGGAGAGUUGGAAGCGCUCGUAAUGAGGGACUGGCUUUCGGUGGCCCAGAUGGAGCCCAGCGGGCACGUGGGAUCGGGUGCUAUUGGAGAGAUUUUCAGGGCCAGGCUCCGGCAGACGGGGCAAACCAUCAUUUUAAAGAAAAAGAAACUAAGGAGCGACGUUGCCAAAGAUUUCCUACAAGAAGCCGUUUUUAUGCACGCUAGCCAGCACCCCAACAUCGCGCGAGUUUUGUUUGUGGCAACAUGGCCUUCCGUUGUCAUCGGACUGGAAGACCUUGGCCCAUCGCUAGCUCAGACGCAAAGUAGCAUCGAGCCCCAGGGCUUCACGCAAGCCUUCACCAAUGUGGCUCGCGCCGUCGCCUUUUUGCACUGCUUCGUGGCCCAUCGUGACUUGAAGCCUCAUAACAUCCUGCACAUUGAAUCGGUGUGCAGAAACUGGGAAAUGAAACUUAUUGAUUUCGACGCAGCUGAAGAUCUUCGCCGAGGGUCCAAGCACAUGCCUGGGAGCGUUGGCACCUAUGCUCCACUCUUCUGUAGUGGCUGGACCCGUGUGGAGUUGGACGUGUAUGCCGUUGGAGUGAAAAUUUCAGGUAUCGUUGAUGCUCAUUUGCUUGAUGAAGCCGAGUCGCGAGCGGCUAGCACCGUCAAGAACUUGACAUCAAAGACAGACACCGAGGCUUUGGUCCAAGCUUUGAAGCGUUUCUUCACUGAGUGGCUAUGGCAGCCCGGUAUGCCAGCGCAACGGAUGUCAGACAUGCAGAACGAACAGUGUAUUUUGCAGCCUGAUGAGACGUGGAGAGUUUGA
Molecule: messenger RNA, 1059 nt
Organism: Symbiodinium sp. CCMP2592
Lineage: Eukaryota; Dinophyceae; Suessiales; Symbiodiniaceae
Source: the annotation of a GenBank genome assembly